AUGGGCAAGGUGAUCCUCCUUCGCCUCAAGCCCUACGAGCCGAGCUUCAUUCCUACAUUUACAUUCGGGCUCACUAGCCGACUGCGUCCACUAAGCAAUGUCCGUGUUGAGAAGCUACCCCCAAACACCACCGCCAAGAUCCAGCCGCUGGAUCAGGGCAUCAUCAAUAGCAUUAAACGCUACAGCUUAUCGCAAAAAAUGAUGUUCGCAUUGGAUCGCCUAGGCGAAGGUCUCGACAACCCGUACAGCGUCGACCAGCUAACUGCACUGCUCUCGUGCGAGGCUGCAUGGUCUAAAGUUAGCGCUUCCACGAUUCAGCACUGCUGGAAUCACUCUGGUCUCAUUCAAAAGUCGAAUCUUCAAUUUAUCCUAACUUAA
Phytophthora infestans T30-4 is the source of this 378-nucleotide messenger RNA. RefSeq lists its product as uncharacterized. NCBI's taxonomy places the organism in Eukaryota, Oomycota, Peronosporomycetes, Peronosporales, Peronosporaceae. The transcript has 2 exons. Gene Ontology annotation, molecular function: nucleic acid binding. Bases 1 to 378 code for a protein of 125 amino acids. The record is from RefSeq and is a predicted model, not a curated record.